AUGAAAGCUUUACCACUGGCAGGUUGGUUCUUUGUCGGCGUUGAAGCGCUCAGCUUAUCCAGCGAUCAAGUGGAUCAACCCAAGAAAAUCGUCCCUAUAGCUCAGGUCUCCUGUGUCCUGACACUGUUCGCCAUAAGUCUCUUCGUUUACUUCGUAACUGCAUCACUGCCGCCCGGUUUAGCCUCGCUGCCAACCGAGUUGGUCCCGUUCAACCGAGGAUUCACGCUCAUGUUUAAUAUUCCCCACCACGUCGCCACGAUCCUGUCGCUUCCGGCAACGUACGCUACCGCGUUUGGGUUCAUGUGGUGCUACGGCAAACUCAUCGCCGCCAUGGCAAUGUCUCGCUUGCUGCCUAAGUUCCUCUCCAAAACCACCAAAGAGCACGAGAGCCCGUACGGCGCCCUCAUCGCGGGAUCAGCCGUCAGCUACGGGUUGUGCAUCGUCUCGUAUUUCGUGCCCGCCGUAGGGAAGAACCUGUUCCGCAUCUGCAUCCUGUCGGCGUUCAUGUCGUACACGGGUCAGUGCAUCGGCUACAUCUCGCUCAAGCGCAACUACAAGAACAUCAAGAGCUCCGAGUUUCAGAGUCCGUUCGGCGUCGCAGGUGCCGUAUACUCGAUGACCAUCUGGAUUCUAGCGACGAUCGCAGUCGUAGCGUUCCAGGACAACGACGGAGUGGAGAUCAUCGCGUUUGGCGUGACUGUGACGCUGCUGACGCUGUUCUACUUCGGAUACUCUCGCACGCGCCAGACGUUCUCAGCGGCGGAGAACCGGGUGAUGCUCGUAGCUCACGUGACGAAGUUUAACGUGAAGAAGGUGGCGGCGGGCAGACAUAAGCGCGGCGCCAAAAAGCCCAGUAGCAAUAGCAAACGCACGGGUGGAACAGAUACGUCGCAUACCGAAAACAAUGGCAAGUGGGGAGUGAUCACCUCCAAAUUCGCCGUGAACUCUACCCCCAGCCACGGCAAAUAG
Molecule: messenger RNA, 969 nt
Organism: Phytophthora sojae
Lineage: Eukaryota; Oomycota; Peronosporomycetes; Peronosporales; Peronosporaceae
Exons: 1
Coding region: 1-969 (322 amino acids)
Biological process (GO): amino acid transmembrane transport
Cellular component (GO): membrane
Molecular function (GO): amino acid transmembrane transporter activity
Source: RefSeq, a predicted model, not a curated record